Molecule: messenger RNA, 587 nt
Organism: Pogoniulus pusillus (Red-fronted tinkerbird)
Lineage: Eukaryota; Metazoa; Chordata; Aves; Piciformes; Lybiidae
Gene: APELA
Product: apelin receptor early endogenous ligand
Exons: 2
Coding region: 342-506 (54 amino acids)
Biological process (GO): apelin receptor signaling pathway; heart development
Molecular function (GO): apelin receptor binding
Source: RefSeq, a predicted model, not a curated record
GACCAAAGCUACUGUUUACACGGACUUUUCAUUCCUGCUUUGUUUGCUUAUGGAAAAGAAGGGGGAGUGACUUAAAAAAAAAAAAAAAAAACAGAGGAAAGGGAGAAGGAAAGCGAGGGAGGCACUGACCGCAGUGCAAACCAGGACCCUUGCCCCUGCCUGAUCAUUAACCUUGCGGGAAACGCCGCUGCCGCUGGCUCCCCGGCGUGUCACUGGCGUAUGAACCGCGCCAGGGGCUGCCUACCUCUUACAGCCACGCGGGCAGGCAUUCUGUACGCUUCGUCGCCUAUACAGGUAUAUACCUAUACCUCCCAGAGCACGCCUCUACGCUGACUGCAGAUAUGAAACUCCAACAGCUCCUUUGUAUCGUGGUUUUCCUCCUGGCGAGCCUCCUUCCUGCCAGUGGGCAGCGGCCAGCCAACCUGGCCCUGCGCAGGAAGCUCCACCGGCACGGCUGCUCCCACCGGCGCUGCAUGCCGCUGCACUCCCGAGUGCCCUUCCCCUGAGGUAAUCCGCGCAUGCCGGGCGUUGGGAAUGGUACGGAGGCCAUACCUGCCUCCCCGCAGGCGCUGUGCGGGCGCGGCGGG